AUGCACGGCCAUCGCGCUAGCGCUAGCGCGAUCCACCCCGACUAUCCAGUAACGCACCGCGAGUCGACAUGGCGACGCGCCACGCUGAUAGUUCAAGGUUCGACCGCGACCGUGGACGAUACUCUCCGCCCCGCCGUGCCCGCUCGAGGUCUCCAGGCCGCCGAGAUCGCUCGCGAGAUCGCUACGGAGAUCGCUACGGCGGUGGCAGAGGUCGUGACGACCGUGACCGUGCUCGAGAUAGACGUGACGACCGCCGAGACGACCGCCGCGAUGACCGUCGAGACGACCGCCGAGACCGCCGCCGCUCACGUUCACCACCCCGUCGCGAGAGGUCACAGAACCGCCGAGAUGAUCGUUACCGCCGAGACGACCGCCGGGACGACCGCCGGGACGACCGUCGCGAUGAUAGGGACAGGCGUCGAAGUUCCCCGCCACGUCGGCCAGGCUCGGGACGUGCUUCAGCCACACCGGCCCCGGACAAGCGCUGCCACACGUGAAGAGAGGGUUAAUCCCGAGAAGCAAAAGGAGGACAAGCUUGCAGAGCGAGCUGCUAAGCUUCUUGAGUGGAAGAAGCGCAAAGAAGCUGAGCGUCUUGCCCAAGAGAAGGCAGGCACACCCGGCUCAGGAGCCUCGCCAGCCGGCAGUGUGCCUUCGACCCCAGCAGUUGCUGCCACGCCUCCACCGAGGGAGGCCAAACCCACUGUCGCUAAGAGCAAGGUACCCAAGCCCGCUACUGAGAAAGUGAAGCAGAAGCAGCCGGAGAAGUCCAGCUUCAAGCUUGACGAGUCUGCCGCAGCCCGCCCACUCAUUGCCAAGCCAGCCGGAAAGCCAGUGGCCAUUGCAGCCGCCAGUAAGUACCAUCACAUUGACUACAAGUGUUCAAACCAGCUCACACAGACAGAUGGCGCCGCCGCCGCCGCCACCACCAAGGCCAAUGGCAACAUAGGCAGCUUCGGCCUCAAGACAAAGUCUACGGCCGAGGAGGACAUCUCCUCGAAGGCUCUUCUCGAUGACGAGAUCGAUACUGGCAAGCGCAAGCUUCAAGCUCUACCAGUCUUUGCAACACACGAUGAACCUGAGACCACAGCAGGUGUCGAGGAUGAUGCUGCGAUGAGCGAUAUCGGCACUGAUGAUGACGAGACGAACGCGCAAUUACAAGCCAAACUCCAGUCACGUCGGGCUGAACUUUCGCAUGACCAAGCUGCAGACAAAGACACCAACAUGGAAGAAGUUCCUACUGCCGACAACACUGGCGACCAGAUGGACGUUGACGAUAACGCAGGCGCCGAGGAAGAUGACGUCGACCCCCUUGACGCUUUCAUGGCCGAUCUUUCUGUGCCUCAACAGCCAAGCCGGGCCGCCCCGCAAGGCGAGACUAUGUUCAACGACGACCUCGAACCUGAGCAGACCGCUGUCGAAGGCGAGGACCUUCUUGCUCUUCGUGCUGCCAAGAAGAAGAAGAAAGAGGUGCCUACGAUCAAUCAUGAGAAAGUUGAGUACGAGCCAUUCCGCAAAGACUUCUACACUGAGCCUGCCGAGAUCACUCAGAUGUCUGCCGAAGACGUUGCAGAUCUUCGCCACGAGCUCGAUGGCAUUAAAGUCAAGCCCGACGACGUGCCUCGUCCAGUCACGAAGUGGGCCCAGAUGGGGCUGCUUCAGCAAACCAUGGAUGUCUUCACUCGUGUUGGGUACGCGAGGCCCACUGCUAUCCAAGCUCAGGCUAUCCCUAUUGCUGAAUCAGGUCGUGACCUUAUCGGAGUUGCCAAAACUGGAUCUGGCAAGACGCUUGCUUUCGGUAUUCCAAUGAUUCGCCAUGUGCUCGAUCAGCGUCCACUGAAGCCUGCUGAUGGACCCAUCGGCCUGAUCUUGGCUCCCACUCGAGAACUCUCUCUGCAGAUCGUGAAUGAGCUGAAACCUUUCCUCAACGCGUCAGGCAUCACUAUCAAGUGUGCCUACGGAGGUCAACCUAUUUCCGAUCAGAUUGCUAUGAUCAAGCGAGGCGGCAUCCACAUUCUGUGUGCGACUGCUGGCCGUCUUAUCGAUUUGUUGCAGAGCAACUCCGGUCGAGUGCUCAGCUUUAGGCGCAUUACUUACGUCGUUCUUGAUGAAGCUGAUCGCAUGUUCGAUAUGGGUUUCGAACCUCAGGUCAUGAAAAUUCUUGCCAGUAUCCGCCCUGAUCGCCAGACCAUCCUCUUCUCAGCCACAUUCCCCAAGACCAUGGCUGCUCUUGCGAGGAAGGCUCUUGACAAGCCAGCAGAAGUGAUUAUUGGCGGUCGUAGCAAGGUUGCACCUGAAAUUACCCAGCACAUCACUAUCGUACCGCCUUCGUAUGAGAAGAAAAUUGCCAAGCUACUUCAUCACCUUGGCCAGACCUUCAGCGACGAUGAGAAUGCCCAGGUCCUUAUCUUCACCGAGCGUCAGGAGACAGCUGAGGAUCUUCUCUCUAAGCUGUUCAAGGCUAAGUAUUUUGCCGUCAACACAAUUCAUGGAGCAAAAGAUCAAACCGAUCGCAACGAGGCUAUCAACGAGUUCAAGCAAGGUCUACUUAACAUUUUGAUCGCCACAUCAGUGGCAGCUCGCGGUCUCGAUGUACCCGGCCUAGCCUUGGUGUAUAACUUUGAUUGCCCAACACAUUUGGAAGACUAUGUGCACCGGUGUGGUCGUACUGGCCGUGCUGGCAACAAGGGCCUUGCUGUUACGCUAAUCGAGAACCCUGGUCAGGAGCGUUUUGCUGUUCACAUUGUCAAAGCUCUUAAGGAAAGCGGAGCAGAAGUACCUGAUGAUCUACAAGCUAUGGCUAACGCUUUCCAUGAGAAAGUGAAGUCGGGUACCGAGAAGUACUAUAAUGUUGGUUUCAAAGGCAAGGGUCUCGACGAGCUCGAUGCGUCGCGUGCUUUGGACAAGAAACGCGAGAAGCGUGCACUCAAGCUUGGCGAUGAUGACGCUAGCGACGACGAACCCGACCUCCCCAAACUCAAGAAGCCAGAGGCGUCCGGUCCGGGUGUCGCUAAAUCUACGAAUGGAGACGCUGCUGCCGAGCCGGUUCAAGAUGAGCCAGCCUGGAAGAAGCUGUUGUUAGGCAAGAUAGUCGUCAACAAGACUGAGCGCGCUGAAACUGGCAAGCCAACGACUGCUAAAGAGCGAGCCAUGGCGGCUGCGAGGAAGAUCGAUGGCAAUUUGAGUAGGAAGGGCACCGUUCACGCCGGCCAGCCAAUCGACAACAAGGGUCCGGAUGCUGGCCUCUACCAUUCCACCCUCGAGAUCAACGACUUUCCCCAGAAGGCGCGAUGGGCAGUUACCAAUCGCACCAACGUCGCCAAGAUUUUGGAUGCGACCGGUGUGUCCAUUACCACAAAGGGCAACUUUUAUGGGCCAGGCAAAGAACCAGGAGAAACGGAUUUGCCCAAGCUAUACAUUCUCGUCGAAGGCGAUACCGAAGGUGUUGUCACUCAGGCGAUGUUGGAGCUCACUCGUCUCCUGACAGAUGCCACUGUUGCUGCAGAGGAGGCUGCUUCAACUCGUGGCCCUACAGGCCGCUACAGCGUCAUGUCAUAA
Parastagonospora nodorum SN15 is the source of this 3555-nucleotide messenger RNA. RefSeq lists its product as hypothetical. The transcript has 4 exons. The coding region runs from base 1 to 3555 and encodes 1184 amino acids. Gene Ontology annotation, cellular component: nucleus. Gene Ontology annotation, biological process: mRNA splicing, via spliceosome. The record is from RefSeq and is a predicted model, not a curated record. Lineage: Eukaryota; Fungi; Ascomycota; Dothideomycetes; Pleosporales; Phaeosphaeriaceae. Gene Ontology annotation, molecular function: nucleic acid binding; ATP binding; RNA helicase activity.